This is a messenger RNA of Malania oleifera, 2583 nucleotides long. RefSeq names its product small RNA 2'-O-methyltransferase-like. The transcript has 14 exons. Gene Ontology annotation, molecular function: peptidyl-prolyl cis-trans isomerase activity; O-methyltransferase activity; RNA methyltransferase activity. The record is from RefSeq and is a predicted model, not a curated record. Bases 1 to 2583 code for a protein of 860 amino acids. Gene Ontology annotation, biological process: piRNA processing; siRNA processing; RNA methylation. Gene Ontology annotation, cellular component: cytoplasm; nucleus. NCBI's taxonomy places the organism in Eukaryota, Viridiplantae, Streptophyta, Magnoliopsida, Santalales, Ximeniaceae.
AUGCAGCUGGAGACACACGAACAAGAAGAAGCAGCAGCAGGUAGCUGCACUGGAGAAGAUGACCAGCGCUGGUGGGUGGGCGUGCAGCAGGUGCUGGCUGCAGGUGUUGGCUGCUGCAGGCGUUGGGAGCUAGUGAUGAAAAAACCGAGAGUCCAAAAAAUGGCAGCAAGCAAGAAAAUGCAGAUAAAACAAAAAGGAGAUGAAGGGGCAGCAACUCUUACUGUGCGUGAGGCCUUGGAGCCCAAAAACAAAAAACAUGCUGCACUCUGGAGACACACGAACAAGAAGAAGCAGCAGCAGGUAGCUGCACUGGAGAAGAUGACCAGCGCUGGUGGGUGGGCGUGCAGUAGGUGCUGGCUGCAGUUACUUUCCACUCUGCACUCACUGAGCGGUCACUUUAGAGCAGUUUUGCAGAGAGAGGGUGACCUUAGUGGUUCAAUCCCUGUUUCUGUUAUGGCCAUCUAUGAUGCAAAACUUUGUAGUUUAUGCAAAUCCAUUGAUCCUAUGGUGGAGGCUAAUCCCUUGUUGGCUGUACAACUUAUCAUGAAAGCUGCUGCAAGAUUACCUGGGUUCAUUGUUUCAUCUGAAAUCUUUAGUGAACAGGCUAGUUUCAUGACCCAGCAGUGUUGGUUUUUACAGCAGCCCAACAUGACACGGAAAGGAGACUGCACCAGCAGACAUGGUGAAAGUUUGUGGUUCAUUGAAUGCCUCCUCUCUGGCGAGAGUUGCCAGUCUGACAAGGGCUCAAAUAAUGGCAAGAUGGAUACAGUUGGGUUUGAAAUGCCUCUGGUUGAUAGAAAUUCAGCUAUGUCAAAGGUAUUAUAUUUUUAUAAGAACUUCCUUCACAGGAUGCUUAUAAAUAAGAUGCCUAGUGGAGUUUACAAGUUGUCUAGAGAGGCAAUACUUGCAGCCGAUUUGCCCGUAGCAUUUACUACACGAACAAACUGGAGGGGCUCUUCUCCAAGGGAUCUCCUCUGUACAUUCUGCCGUCAGCACCACUUGUCAGAACCUGUCUUCUCUCCCAUCAAUAAUCCUUUGAAAUCAUUAGUGGACUCUCUGGGAUCAUGCAGGAGAUUGAAGGUUGAAGAGCCAGGUAAAGAAGGAACAGAAUAUGCAAAUGGAAAUGGUGUUGCUGCUAGUGACAGGGAACUAGUGGCGCCUGGAUCCACGUUUAAAUUUGAAGUAAAAAUUUAUUCCAAGUGCCAAAAUUUGAUUGUACACUGUUUGUCAAAAGAUUCUUAUAAGAAGCAGGCUGAUACUGUCCAGAGUACUGCUUUGAAGCUUCUCUCAUGGUUGAAUACAUUUUUUAAGGAACCAGAUAUGCCAUUAGAGAAGUUGACAUCUUCUGGAUAUGCCCUCAAUAUACGAUUUAAUCGUCAAAAUUUUUUUAAGGAGUUUGCAUUAUGUCCGUCGGUUCAUAAUGUUUGGCAGAGAACUGUCACCGAAGAAAUCAGAUCACUGGAUUCAGACUGCUUUAAUCAACCAUGCAUUGAGCAAGGAGUUGGAGUAGGCCUUUUAAACAUAGAAGGUCAAGAUUCUGGUGUCUCUCCAUCUAGCGGGUCGUUAGUAUGCAUAAAUUAUACCAUAUCUUUGGUUAGAAAAGGGGAGAAUGCAAAAGAACUACUUGAAAGUAAUGAUGAUUUUGAGUUCGAAAUAGGAACUGGAGCAGUGAUUCCCCAGCUUGAAGCUGGAGUGAUACAGUUGUCUAAGGGUCAGUGUGCUUGUUUGCAUACAGAAUUGUGUCCAGAAGAGUUUAUUUUGGCGGCAGCUGGUGAUUCAGCAAAAACCCUCUCACUGUUAUCUUCAAUGUGCUGCUUGGAGUUCUCCAUAAUUUUGUUAAAGGUAACAGAACCCUUGGAGGAUAGAAUGGAGCAAGCUUUCUUCAACCCUCCACUUUCAAAGCAACAAGUGGAGUAUGCAUUACGGCACAUUAAAGAAUCUUCUGCUACUACAUUGAUUGACUUCGGAUGUGGCUCUGGAAGUUUGUUGGGUUCUUUGUUAGAUUAUCCCACUGCACUAGAGAAAAUUGUUGGUGUUGAUAUUUCGCAGAAGAGUCUUAUCCGUGCAGCAAAGAUUCUGCAUUCAAAAUUAAGUUCAGAUUCAGAUGCGGAAUUGCCAAAUACAAGAAUCGGAUCUGCAUUUUUAUAUGAGCGAUCCAUCACAGAUGUCGAUUCUAGAUUUGAUAUUGGCACUUGCUUGGAGGUACUUGGUUUUCUAUUUAGUGCCAGAACUCUUAGAGGAUUGUUAGGUGAUGCAUUUAAUGGUUUUCUCCUUGCUCUCCCGCCCCACUUUGAUUGCACAUUUCUUGCUUUCAUUCUGAUUUAUUCUAUAGAGAGCGAAGAAGCAGAGGCGGAAGAUCAAGAAGCAGAGGCACCUCCAGCGGAUCAGGAGCGAAGAAGCAGAGGCGGAAGAUCAAGAAGCAGAGGCACCUCCGGCGAAUCAGGAGUGAAGAAGCAAAAGCGGAAGAUCAAGAAGCAGAGGCACCUUCGGUGGAUCAGGAGCGAAGAAGCAGAGGCAGAAGAUCAAGAAGCAGAGGCACCUCCGGCGGAUCAGGAUAAGCAAGUUUUCUCGCAAUGGCUUUAG